AUGUCCACUCUCGAGGAGCUCGAUGAUCUCGAUCGUAGAGACAAAGAUGAAAAGAAAAGAAAUGGAGGUCCCAACCAAGGCAAGGAGGGAGGACCAGAUGGAGACGAGGAAAUGAAAGAGGUAGAUGACGAUAUCUUGGACGACGAGGUACUUGGCCUCAGCACACAAGAUAUUUUGACGCGGAAGCGACUACUGGAAAACGAUUCUAGAAUUAUGAAGAGCGAGCUUUCCCGGCUGUCACAUGAAAAAGCAGCAAUGGGGGAGAAAAUCAAGGACAAUGUGGAUAAGAUUGCGAACAACAGACAGCUUCCGUAUCUUGUAGGCAACGUUGUGGAGUUGCUAGACCUCGAUCCUACGGCUGAAUCGUCAGAAGAGGGUGCGAAUAUUGACCUGGAUGCAACAAGAGUAGGCAAGUCAGCUGUUAUCAAGACGUCUACUCGCCAAACCAUUUUUCUGCCACUCAUUGGGCUGGUGGAUUCUGACCAGCUGAAACCUGGGGACCUCAUAGGAGUCAAUAAGGACUCGUACCUUAUUCUCGACACACUACCUGCCGAGUAUGAUAGCAGGGUGAAAGCGAUGGAAGUAGAUGAAAAGCCUACAGAGCAGUAUACAGAUGUCGGUGGUCUCGACAAGCAGAUUGAGGAGUUGGUUGAGGCGAUUGUAUGGCCGAUGAAGGAAGCCGACAGAUUCAAAAAAAUUGGUAUCAAAGCCCCUAAAGGUGCUUUGAUGUACGGCCCUCCCGGCACUGGAAAGACACUGUUAGCAAGAGCUUGUGCGGCGCAAACAGAUGCUACAUUUUUAAAACUGGCGGGACCACAGCUCGUCCAGAUGUUCAUCGGCGAUGGAGCCAAGCUGGUUCGGGAUUGCUUUGCCUUGGCAAAGGAGAAGGCGCCAGCUAUCAUAUUCAUCGAUGAACUUGAUGCUGUCGGCACGAAGAGAUUUGACAGCGAGAAGAGCGGCGACCGUGAAGUCCAAAGAACUAUGCUGGAGCUUUUGAACCAGUUGGAUGGCUUCGCAUCGGACGACCGCAUCAAAGUUCUAGCCGCGACAAACCGUGUUGAUGUGCUCGAUCCAGCUUUGCUUAGGUCGGGACGACUCGAUCGUAAAAUCGAGUUCCCACUACCUAAUGAAGAGGCCAGAGCUCAAAUUCUCAAAAUUCAUUCCCGAAAGAUGAAAAUAGACCCUGGUGUCAACUGGGGUGAGCUUGCAAGGAGUACCGAUGAGUUCGGCGGAGCAAUGCUUAAAGCUGUUUGUGUUGAGGCGGGCAUGAUAGCCCUGCGGUCAGGAAAAAACAAAAUUGGCCAUGAGCAUUACGUUGAUGCAAUUGCUGAAGUACAAGCCAAGAAAAAAGACACCGUCAACUUCUACGCCUAA
Messenger RNA from Metarhizium acridum CQMa 102, 1374 nucleotides. RefSeq names its product 26S proteasome regulatory subunit 6A. The record is from RefSeq and is a predicted model, not a curated record. Gene Ontology annotation, molecular function: ATP binding; proteasome-activating activity; ATP hydrolysis activity. Lineage: Eukaryota; Fungi; Ascomycota; Sordariomycetes; Hypocreales; Clavicipitaceae. Gene Ontology annotation, biological process: proteasome-mediated ubiquitin-dependent protein catabolic process. Gene Ontology annotation, cellular component: proteasome regulatory particle, base subcomplex.